Molecule: messenger RNA, 596 nt
Organism: Prorocentrum cordatum
Lineage: Eukaryota; Dinophyceae; Prorocentrales; Prorocentraceae
Source: the annotation of a GenBank genome assembly
AUGUCAGGGCUCUUGCGUGUAGGCGAUUCUCUUGCCAGGCUCCGUCACCUGGAGCUGAGCGCUUGCGACCACAUAUCCUCCUACGACACCCUGGUCCCCCUGUUCUCCGAGCACCCACGCCUGCUGUCUUUGCGGGCGACCUUCCACCCCAAGGCCGCCGCGGGAGCGCCCUUCUGCGAGGCCCUCCCCCGCACGCUGGCCGUGCUGGGCUUCGUGCGCUUCGAGCGGCCGGAGGGCGUCACCACCGUGUUCGGGCGGUGCUCCUUGGAGCACCUGUGGCUCGCGGCGACCGGCCGCGACUGGUUCUCGCCCAGGAUGGCCGAGGCGCUGCGUGCCAGCGGCGGCGGGCUGACGACCUUGUCGCUGCCGUCCGAGGUGAGCGAGGAGCUGUGCGCGCACAUCGCGGAGGGCUGCCCGCGGUUGGAGUUCCUCUGCCGCAUGCGCGUGGGCCCCGUGCCCUUCGGCGCCGGCGCCCUCUCCUCGGCCUUCGAGCCGCUGGACGGCAGCCAGGGCACCGUGGCGCGGAGGCGCGGGUCCACCGCGGAGCUCGCCCACAACGGCGCCUUGUGGGCGCCGCGCACCGAGGAUCUACAAGG